UUCUGUUCUGAAAGAGUUAAAGGGUUUUUAUCUCAGACAACUUCUCCUCAUGGACUCUGAGCCUCAUAAACCAGCAGCUCCACUCUGGACACGUUUCCUUGUUCCCUCCCCUGCAGAUCUGCAGACUAGUAUCAGUGUUGAGGAAGUAAAAACUUCAGUCUCAGUGAUCGAGAGGAGAAAUGGCGCAGAAAGGAGUUCAGCUGGACCAGGAAACCUUUUCUUGUUCCAUCUGUUUGGAGGUUUUAAAGGAUCCGGUGGCUAUUCCCUGUGGACACAGUUACUGUAUGAACUGUAUUAAAACCUACUGGGAUGAAGGACAGAAGAAAAUCCCCAGCUGUCCUCAGUGUAGAGAGACAUUUAUACCGAAGCCUGUGCUGGUGAAAAACACCAUGUUAGCAGCUUUAGUGGAGGAGAUGAAGAAGACUGGACUCCAAGCUGCUCCUGCUGAUCACUGCUAUGCUGGACCUGAAGAUGUGGCCUGUGAUUUCUGCUCUGGGAGAAAACUGAAAGCCAUUAAGUCCUGUUUAGUCUGUCUGGCCUCUUACUGCCAGAAACACCUUCAACCUCAUCAUGAUGUGGCUCCAUUAAAGAAACACAAGCUGGUGGAUCCCUCCAAGAACCUGCAGGACAACAUCUGCCCCCGUCAUGAUGAGGUGAUGAAGAUGUUCUGUCGUACUGAUCAGAAGUGUAUCUGUUAUCUCUGCUCUGUGGAUGAACAUAAAGGCCACGACACAGUCUCAGCUGCAGCAGAAAGGACGGAGAAACAGAGAGAGAUGGAGGUGAGUCGACAACUAAUCCAGCAGGAGAUCCAGGACAGAGAGAGAGAUGUGAAGCUGCUUCAGCAGGAGGUGGAGGCCAUCAAUCAGUCUGCUGAUAAAACAGUGGAGGACAGUGAGGAGAUCUUCACUGAGCUGAUCUCUCUCCUCCAGAAGAGAAGCUCUGAUGUGAAGCAGCAGAUCAGAUCCCAGCAGGAAACUGAAGUGAGGAGAGUCAGAGAGCUGAAGGAGAAGCUGCAGCAGGAGAUCAGUGACCUGAAGAGGAGAGACGCUGAGAUGAAGCAGCUCAGAGACAUCGAGGACCACAACCAGUUUCUCCACAACUGUCCCUCACUGCCACCACUCAGUGAGUCCACACACUCCUCCAGCAUCAGCAUCCGUCCUCUCACACACUCCUCCAGCAUCAGCAUCCGUCCUCUCAGGUACUUUCAGGAUGUGACAGCAGCUGUGUCAGAGGUCAGAGGUCGACUACAGGACAUCCUGAGAGACACGUGGACAAACUUCUCACUGGCCGUCACUGAUGUGGAUGUUUUACUGUCACAACCAGAACUAAAGAGCAGAGCUGGAUUCUUGAAAUAUUCAUGUGAAAUCACUCUGGAUCCAAACACAUUACACACACGGCUGUUACUGUCAGAGGAGAACAGAAAGUCUUCAUUCCAGGAUUUGACUCAGAUCUGAGGGAGAAAACAUGAAUCUAAUAUUCAAGUAAAACUGAGGCAGUUUUCCUCCUGAAACAUCACA
Molecule: messenger RNA, 1517 nt
Organism: Cololabis saira (Pacific saury)
Lineage: Eukaryota; Metazoa; Chordata; Actinopteri; Beloniformes; Belonidae
Product: tripartite motif-containing protein 16-like
Exons: 2
Coding region: 180-1454 (424 amino acids)
Molecular function (GO): zinc ion binding
Source: RefSeq, a predicted model, not a curated record